Molecule: messenger RNA, 969 nt
Organism: Cyphellophora attinorum
Lineage: Eukaryota; Fungi; Ascomycota; Eurotiomycetes; Chaetothyriales; Cyphellophoraceae
Product: Kanamycin B dioxygenase
Exons: 4
Coding region: 1-969 (322 amino acids)
Source: RefSeq, a predicted model, not a curated record
AUGGCUCUAGGCUCCACUGACAAGUCGCAGUCCAUUUCCCUGUCACAUGAAGAGCGUCGCGAAGGCAAGUACAGCCCCGAGACCUUGGCUAAGGUCCUCGGUGCUCUACAUCAAGACGGCCUCGUCGUUCUCAAGGACGUGAUACCAGUUGAGACUAUUGACCAGUUCAACACAUGGAUGUGUGCUGAUGCCGAGCGCCGCAUCAGUGACCCGAAGCAGACCUACAACUUCGGCAUCAAGUCAAAUAUCCUCCAGCGACCACCAGUAACGCAGCCGGAGCUGCUGAGCAAGGACGUGUACUUCAACCCGUUCGUUCUGCAGACGGCCAAUGCCUACCUCGGCCACCCACCAGUCUGGAACUGGCUGACAGCCAAUACCGCCCUCGCCAACACCACAACCGCUCGCCAACCCCCGCACAAAGACCUCGUCCACGACCACCCACUGUACCCGCACUACUUCAUCGCCAAUAUUCCCCUCUGCGACUUCACCAUCCACAACGGCGCCACAGAGUUCUGGCUCGGCUCGCACGCCCACACGACGCAGGCGGACCAGGUCGUUGCACAGACACAGGAAGACAUUGCGCCGUACCAGGAGGCGAGUGAGAUCGGGAGUGUGAUUCCGCCGAUCACGGCUGAGGCUGUGGGUGAGAGGCGAAGGGUGAGGCCGCCGGUUCAGCCAGAGUGUAGCAGAGGGGAUGUGGUGAUCAGGGAUCUGAGGCUGUGGCAUGCGGGGAUGCCGAAUCAUAGUGAUAAGCAUCGGGUUAUGCUGGCUUUGGGAUACAUGAGCCCACACUACCCAAACUCCUUCCUCAAGGUCCACCUGCCUUCCUCCCAGCAAAAAUUCUUCCUUGAGAACGCGGCGAGGUCUGGUGUCGAGAUGCGAGCUCAGUGGUAUAAUACCGAGGAUCUGGCGGCGACCACGGAGGAUACCAAUUUUCGAACUGCGCCGGAUUGGUUGGAGAAGGCAUGA